AUGAGGAGCGCUGACGGAGGUUCCUUGGUCCAUCUAGAGCUCUCUCAUGUGUCCGAGGAGCAGCACGCGGCUGUGGGCGGGGCGGGGCGGCUGCUUGUACACGCAGACGACUUGCGCUUGCUUGGCGGGCCCGGGACGCUCUGCACGGUGUCGGUCGUUGCUCCCGGAGCGCCACAGACGGACAGUCCGUCGCCGGGCGGCCGCGGGAAGCGGGCAGCGAAGCGCAACAAGGGCGCGUCGCCGCUGCGAGACAGUUCCGCGGCGGGCGACCCGGCCGAGCCCAGCCACUCGGCGCUGUCCCGCGCGGAUCUAUUCGCGCCAUUGGAAGUGCACGCGUCCCCGCGCGUCGCACCGGGCGAGGCCGCCGUCGACGCGCAGGGCAGCACGGACCUCCACCUCCCCGCUGCCGGCGCGCGCCUGGCCGUCCGCGCGGCCGCGGGCGCCGCAAGCGCGCUCGAUGCCGCCGCGCACGCCUCGCUGUUGCCGGAGCACCGCUGCACGUCGGUGCGGCUGUCCGCGACCGACGCACCGCCGUGGCUCUUGGACACCCUCCACGACAGCGGCGCAGCCAAGGGGAACUCGUCGCGGGUCGUCAGACUGCUCCUGUCCCGGCUGCUGUCAGGCAGGCCAGUAAUGCUGCGUCAGGUUCUGCGCGUGCACGUCAUGGGGCACGCGGUGCUCCUGCGCGUCCUCGAGAUGGUCUGCGAGGCUGCGGACCGCGCGGUUGGCGACGCGGACGCGCUGUGGUGCUGCAGCGACGUACGCGUCGACGUCGAGGUGGUGGGGCCGGACACAGCGGGGGGGUGUCUGACGGACGGCGCCGCGCUCGGGGCCAAGAUCGAGGCCGCGGGGCGCGACGCUGGCGGGGAGGCCGGCGCGCGGGCCGCGGGGGCGGCGUUCGACGCGGGCAGGAGGGGGGCGUCCGUGAAGCUGUCGGACCUGGAGGGCAUGAGUCAGGUGACUGACGAGCUGCGGAUGACCGUCGUCCCGGCGCUGCGGGCCGCAGCGGCGUCGGCGCAUCGCGGCGGCGCGGGGGUGCUCAUUUGCGGCCCACCAGGCUCGGGCAAAACGGUACUGGCGCGGGCGGUCGCGGGGGAGGCGGGCGUGCCGCUGGCGUGCGUGAGCGGGCCGGACAUCGUGUCGGACCACGUCGGAGAAGCCAGCCAGGCCCUUCGGGGAGUGUACGCCGCCGCCAAGGCGGUGGCGCCGGCGGUGGUCUUCCUGGACGAGGUCGACUCCAUGGCGCCGAAGAACGCGGCAGCGGGCGGCGCGCGCCUCGUCUCCUCGCUCCUCAGCGAGCUGGACUCGGUCCGCCAGGGGCGGCACCCGGUCGUGACCGUGUGCGCGAGCAACCGUUCCGAGGACAUCCAUCAGUCGCUGCGCCGGCCCGGGCGCCUCGACCGCGAGAUCGACGUGCAGCCCCCGAACGCGCGCGAGCGCCUGAGCAUGCUCCGCACGCAGCUGCGGGGGUUCCGGCACCAGGUGCCUGACGCGGUCGUUGCUGACGUGGCGGAGUCGGCGCACGGGUUCGUGCCCGCGGACGUCUCGGCGCUGGCGACCGAGGCCGCGAUGACCGCGCUGAGCCGGUGGGUGCGGGAGUCUGGCGGCGCUGGCGGCGCGUGCGAUGCGCCGCCGCCGACGAUCACCGCGGAGGACUUUCUCGCGGCCAAGGCGCGCGUGCGGCCGACGGCGAUGCGCUCGGUCGACGUCGAGGUCCCCAAGGUGUCCUGGUCUGACAUAGGGGGCCUUGGCGACGUCAAGCAGCGCCUGCGGGAGAUGGUCGACUGGCCCUACACAAAGAAGGACGCCCUGGAGAGGAUCGGGGCGUCCCCGCCGGCAGGAGUGCUGCUGUACGGGCCGCCCGGGUGCUCGAAGACGACGCUGGCGCGGGCCGUGGCGGGGGAGGCGGGUCUGAACUUCAUCAGCAUCAAAGGACCGGAGCUGCUCAGCAAGUACGUGGGCGAGAGCGAGAAGGCCCUGUCGGCGCUCUUCGCGCGCGCGCGUCGCGCGGCGCCAGCGAUCAUCUUCUUCGACGAGAUCGACGGCCUCACGCACGGCCGCGCGACCGAGGCCGCCCUCGACGCCGCGGGCGGGGACGCCGGCGCCGCGGGGUCGCGCGUCGUGAGUCAGCUGCUGGUAGAGCUAGAUGGGGGACUCUCGCGCGGCGACGUCGUGGUGCUGGCCGCGACGAACCGCCCGGACCACGUCGACCCCGCGCUCCUCCGUCCAGGGCGCAUCGACCGGCUGCUGUACGUCGGUCCUCCGGAGCGCGACGCGCGUCUCGAGAUCUUACAGGCCCACAUGCGCAAGAUGCCCGUGGCGGACGACGUGCGGCUCUCGGACGUCGCCGAGCUCUCGGAGGGCUACACAGGGGCGGAUCUGGCCGGGGUGGCGCGGCAGGCGGCGAUGCACGCGCUGGCUGCGUCGGACACGCACGUGCGGAUGUGCCACGUGGAGCAGGCGCUGCACGACGUCAUGCCGUCGCUUGCUACGACGUGA
Molecule: messenger RNA, 2499 nt
Organism: Pedinophyceae sp. YPF-701
Lineage: Eukaryota; Viridiplantae; Chlorophyta; Pedinophyceae
Source: the annotation of a GenBank genome assembly